This is a messenger RNA of Theobroma cacao (cacao), 1044 nucleotides long. Lineage: Eukaryota; Viridiplantae; Streptophyta; Magnoliopsida; Malvales; Malvaceae. The record is from RefSeq and is a predicted model, not a curated record.
AUGGCACAGAUGAAAAUGCGAGUACUGCAAGAACAAUUGCAAGAGUUGGGGAAAAAGGGAUUUAUUCGUCCGAGUACUUCAUCUUUGGGAGCUCUGAUAUUAUUUGUAAAGAAGAAGGACGGAAGUUUGAGGUUAUGUGUGGAUUAUCGGAAGUUGACACGAAAAAGAGCCAAGUUUGAAUUGACUGAUCAAUGUGAAGAUAAUUUCUUAAGAUUAAAGGAGUGUUUGAUUUCGACACCAGUCUUAAGUUUACCAAGUGGCCUAGGAGGUUAUGUUGUGUAUUGUGAUGCAUCAAGAGUUGGAUUGGGAUGCGGGUUGAUGCAAAAUGGAAGAGUUAUUGCGUACGCCUCAAGGCAACUCAAAAGGCAUGAGCAAACUAUCUUACCCAUGACUUGGAAAUGGCAACGCCAAUGGAUGGAAUUGCUCAAAGAUUAUGAUUAUACCACUCAAUAUCACCUUGGUAAGGCAAUCAUGGUAGCUGAUGCUUUAAGUCGGAAGUCUAUAGGGAGUUUGGCACAUUUGUUUGCUGAACGAAGAAGUAUACUGCGUGGAUGGAAAAGCAUAGGCAAUAUGGGGGGAUUUAAGGAACGAGAUCAGAAAUAUAUGUAUGGAGAUGAUGGAUUGUUGAAGUAUGAAUCCCGAACAUAUGUGCCGGAUCGAGACAAUUUGAGAGAAGAUAUUUUAGAGGAAGCUCACAUUACUGCCUACACUGUGCAUCUAGGAGCCACCAAGAUGUAUCAUGAUUUGAAAAUGGUUUAUUGGUGGCCUAGCAUGAAGAAAGAUAUAGUUGAAUAUGUAGCCAAGUGCCUAACUUGUCAACAAGUCAAGGUUGAACAUGGAAAACCCCCAGUAAAGACUAGCUAUGGGUUAGCUAAAUAUGCCAAGGUUUACAUUGACUGUAUCAUGCGAUUGCAUGGAGUUCCCAUGACUAUAGUAUCUGAUCGAAGGCCUCAAUUUACUAAUAAGUUUUGGAGAAGUUUACAUGAAGCUUUAAGUACUCGUUUGGACUUUAGUAUUACGUAUCAUCCCCAAACGGAUGGAUAG